AUGCGGUCGCUCCUCAGAGGGCCGCUUCUCCUCCUCGCCUCGAUGGCUGCCCUGUCAUCGCCGGCGUCGGGCGAGAAGCUGCUCAUGUCCAACUCGCUCAAUACCUGCCAGCAGGACUCGAGUUUCACGGCCUCGCUCUUCAACGUCGUCUACACCCCCGCCAACAACUCAGCCAACAUCGACAUGGUGGCCACGUCGUCGGUCCAGGGCAAGGUGCUCUUCGACCUCGCCAUUUCCGCCUAUGGCUACCAGUUCCUCCGCCUGACCGUCGAUCCCUGCAACAUUGAUCUCGCCGGCCUAUGCCCCAUGGUCGCGGGCAAGAUCCCUUUUGGCUUCAACCUGCCCAUCAGCGAGAGCGCCGCCAAACAGAUUCCCGAAAUCGCCUACAACAUCCCCGAUCUCGACGCCACGGUCCGCGUCUACGUCAACCUGACAGCGACGGGCGAGAGUGUCGCCUGCGUCGAGGCCGACAUCUCCAACGGCAAGACGGUCGACCUGCUGGGCGUCAAGUGGGCCACGGCCAUCAUUGCCGGCCUCGCCCUCGUCUCCUCGGCCGUCGUCAACGGCCUAGGCCACUCCAACACGGCCGCCCAUGUCGCCGCCAACUCGCUAUCCCUCUUCGGCUACUUCCAGGCCCAGGCCAUUCUCGGCCUCACCAGCGUCCAGCUGCCCCCCAUUGUGCAGUCGUGGACCCAGGACUUUCAGUGGUCCAUGGGCAUCAUCCGUGUCGGCUUCAUGCAGGAUAUCUUCACCUGGUACCAGCGCGCCACGGGCGGCACCCCGUCCACCAUUUUCGACUCCCUCACCACCGUCUCUGUCCAGGUCGCCAAGCGCUCCCUCGACUACGCCGACACGAGCCUGAACCUCUUCAAACGCGGCCUCGCCAUGAUGCCCCGCUCUGCCGUCGUGGAUGCCGCCCGCUCCCUCGUCAAGCGCAACAACAUCACGACCGGCUCCGGCGCUUACAUUGUCUAUGGCAUACAGCGCGUGGCAUUUAGGUCCAAGAUUGAGACAACCAACCUCUUCAUGACGGGCCUGACCUUUUUCUGCAUCUUUGUCGUCCUUACAGUGCUCAUCGUCGCCGCCUUCAAGGGCAUCUGCGAGCUCUUUGUCCGCAAUAAGUGGAUGGACAAGGACAAGUUCCUCGACUUCCGCAAUGGCUGGCUCACUGUCCUCAAGGGCAUCCUCUUCCGCGUUGCCCUCAUCGGCUUCCCCCAGAUGGCAAUUCUCUGCCUGUGGGAGUUCACGCAAAACGACUCGCCCGCCGAGAUUGUCCUCGCCGUCUUCUUCUUCUUCGGCAUGGCCAUCACUCUGGCUUGGGGCGCCAGCAAGGUGAUCCGCAUUGCACGCCGCUCUGUCGCCAUGCACCGCAACCCGGCCUACAUCCUCUUCUCCGACCCCCAGGCUCUCAACAAGUGGGGCUUCCUCUACAUCCAGUUCCGGGCCUCGGCCUUUUACUUCAUCGCGCCCGUCCUCGGCUACACCCUCAUUAAGGCCAUGUUUGUGGCCUUUUCGCAGCGCAGCAGCGUCGCCCAGGCCAUUGGGUUCGUCAUUGUCGAGGCCGGCGCCCUCAUUGCCGCCUCGGUCCUGCGGCCGUGGAUGGACAAGAGCACCAACUCGUUCAACAUUGCCAUUUGCGUCGUCAACUUCCUCAACGCAAUCUUCCUCCUCAUCUUCUCCAACGUCUUUGGCGCCCCGCCCCUCGUCGUCGGCGUUGUCGGCGUCGUCCUCUUCGUGCUCAACGCCGCCUUUUCGUUGAUCCUGCUCAUCAUGGUCAUCGUGUCGACGACCAUCACCUUCUUCCGCAAGAACCCCGAUGCCCGCUACCAGGUCAUGGCCGAUGACCGCGCCUCCUUCAUGAAGUCGCAAACGCAGCUGACGACGACGACGGAGCUCGACGCCCUCGCCGCGACGGCCCGCGGCGACAAGGGCGGCUACAAGUCGCACCUGGACCUCGACGACGACAACGAGUCGCUCUCGUCGGAAGAUCUUCGCCGACGCGCAGACACGCAUGGCUCACAGGGCUCCUACCACCAGGCUAGCAGCGGACCUCGGUCUCCCGUCAACCCGUCGAUGCCCCUCUUCCCGGCCGGCGGUCAACGGCCCCAGAGCCCUUUCCGGUCUGCCUCGCCCAACAACUUCAACCGCUCCGGGUCGUCGCUCGGGCAGCAUCGGUCAAACGAUGACUCGAGCUCGGCCGGGUAUCGCGCACAAAACACUGCCAGCCCGUGGCAACGUGGAGCAGGCUACGACUAA
Molecule: messenger RNA, 2256 nt
Organism: Hirsutella rhossiliensis
Lineage: Eukaryota; Fungi; Ascomycota; Sordariomycetes; Hypocreales; Ophiocordycipitaceae
Product: transient receptor potential (TRP) ion channel domain-containing protein
Exons: 2
Coding region: 1-2256 (751 amino acids)
Biological process (GO): fungal-type cell wall biogenesis; transmembrane transport
Source: RefSeq, a predicted model, not a curated record